CCAGCCGAAACGGUGUUCGUUGCCUUGUUCGCUUGCCUCGCCACCGUCCUUACCGAGACUUGCGUAGCACGCCUACUUUGUCCUGGUGCAUGAGCCCCGCCAGCAUCGGGCUGUAUCUUGCUCGGUUGCGGAGAACGCCGUGGCGAAAAAAUGCAAGGGGUGACCCAAGAGGGGGGCCUCGGGAUUUGUACUUUUUCGCUGCGCUGCGUGCGGUGAAACGCUCGGCGUGCUGGUGAGGGCUAGGGUGUGCGCAGGGAGGGCCGCGAACCUCGUCGUCGUGGCGUUGUCGAGGCGCUGUUGAGCUCAGAGAACUCAGCUGCGGCGAUGACGAUAAAAGAGGCAGGGAGGCAUGUCGACGGUUUUUUUCAUGUUUCCGUGAAANCCACUUAG
Messenger RNA from Ectocarpus sp. CCAP 1310/34, 390 nucleotides. The record is from the annotation of a GenBank genome assembly. Lineage: Eukaryota; Phaeophyceae; Ectocarpales; Ectocarpaceae.